GACGUAAACCGUUUGACAGCUGAAUAAAAUAUUUCUUCCUUUUCAGUCGCUUCACCCGCCAUUUUGGACGUAUUUCGUACGUUUACUAGUGAAAUCUAUCAAUUAAGAUGGGUCACGCUAACAUUUGGUAUUCCCACCCCCGUAGAUACGGACAGGGAUCUCGUUCAUGCCGCGCCUGCUCCAACAGACACGGACUCAUUCGCAAAUAUGGUCUAAAUAUUUGCAGACAGUGCUUCAGAGAGUACGCACACGACAUUGGAUUUAAGAAACUCGACUAGAACGUGUUGGAGUAUUAGGUUAAUAAAAAUUUAAACCCAAAA
This is a messenger RNA of Nymphalis io (European peacock), 320 nucleotides long. It is a transcript of the gene RpS29, whose product is annotated as 40S ribosomal protein S29. Gene Ontology annotation, biological process: translation. NCBI's taxonomy places the organism in Eukaryota, Metazoa, Arthropoda, Insecta, Lepidoptera, Nymphalidae. The record is from RefSeq and is a predicted model, not a curated record. Gene Ontology annotation, cellular component: ribosome; cytosolic small ribosomal subunit. Bases 108 to 278 code for a protein of 56 amino acids. The transcript is spliced from 3 exons. Gene Ontology annotation, molecular function: zinc ion binding; structural constituent of ribosome.